CCAAUAAUCUUUGUGGUCAAUCCCAAAAAUUCAAUUCCCACUUCUGAUUUACACCCUUUUCGAUCCGUCGCUUCCAAUUUCUAAAUUCCUCUAUCUCAUACCCCAAAAGGGUAAAUUCUCUAUUCAUAUACAGAGUGGAGUGAAGAAGCAAAAAUUCUCUUUUCCUUUUCCAAGAACAACUUGGAAAAUUCAGCAUAAAUUCUAGAAUUCAGAUGCUCAAUCGCAUUCAAACGCCUUUGGGUUUUGUGAUUGAUCACUCUAUUUUGGAUAGUUUUCAUCUGGGCUGUGGGAUUGUCUGUUCUAAUCUUGUUUGACUGUCGAAAACGAGAAGAUAAUGAGGAAUUUCAAGGAUUUUUGCACGAAAAGCACUUUAAUCGGUCUUGGGUUGGGACAAUUUCUGUCUCUUCUUAUCACUUCUACUGGUUUUGCAUCCUCUGAACUCGCUAAAAGAGGAAUUAAUGCACCAACCUCACAGUCCUUUAUAAACUAUGUCCUCUUAGCAAUUGUCUACGGAAGUAUAGUACUCUACCGUAAGAAAGCACUCAAGGCAAAAUGGUACUUCUACAUACCACUAGGAUUGGUAGAUGUAGAAGCCAACUACCUUGUUGUGAAGGCCUAUCAGUACACAUCUCUAACAAGUGUCAUGCUGCUGGAUUGUUGGACAAUCCCUUGUGUCAUGCUGCUAGCCUGGCUUUUCCUGAAAACAAAAUACAGAUUCAGGAAGAUAGCUGGUGUUGUUGUUUGUGUUGCCGGCCUUGUCAUGGUCAUUUUUUCUGAUGUUCAUGCUGGUGACCGAGCUGGAGGAAGCAGCCCACUUAAAGGGGAUGCUCUUGUUAUAGCCGGUGCUACCCUUUAUGCGGUUACUAAUGUCAGCGAGGAAUUUCUGGUGAAGAAUGCUGACAGAGUGGAGCUGAUGGCGAUGUUGGGCAUCUUCGGUGCCAUCAUCAGCGCAAUCCAAAUAAGCAUAAUUGAGCGCAAUGAGUUGAAAUCCAUUCGAUGGACAGCCAAAGCGGCAAUCCCUUUUGCUGGAUUUUCUGUUGCUAUGUUUCUGUUCUACUCGCUUGUCCCAAUAUUGCUUCAGAUUAGUGGAUCCACAAUGUUGAACCUGUCUUUACUGACCUCAGACAUGUGGUCAAUUGUGAUUCGUGUUGCUGCUUAUAAUGAGAAGGUUGAUUGGCUUUACUACUUGGCCUUUGCUGCUGUUAUCAUUGGACUCAUUAUUUAUUCAAUGGGUGACAAAGAAGAAGAAGAUCAAUGUCGAGCUAAUGUCGGUGAUGAAGAAGCCGAGCAUGACAAACGUCCAUACAAGGAAUGCCCGUCAAGAAACCGGGUACAAGGAAUAUCAGCUAGCAGUUCUAAGAUCUAGGAGGGUAGAGAAAAUGAAAAUCUUGGGAAGAAAUAAGUAUUGGGCUUCCUAGGAUGAAUUAGGAAAGAAGUAUCUUAUUCUUGUCUAAUCCCCAUUUAGAGUUUACUUAUUUUUUGUUGGCAUUUUGAAGGGGUUGUCAUUGCUUAACAUCUCAUUGCUUAUUGCCAACAAUAAAGCUAAAGUAAUAAUUGUUUAAA
This is a messenger RNA of Benincasa hispida (wax gourd), 1563 nucleotides long. RefSeq lists its product as uncharacterized. Gene Ontology annotation, cellular component: membrane. NCBI's taxonomy places the organism in Eukaryota, Viridiplantae, Streptophyta, Magnoliopsida, Cucurbitales, Cucurbitaceae. Gene Ontology annotation, molecular function: transmembrane transporter activity. Gene Ontology annotation, biological process: transmembrane transport. The record is from RefSeq and is a predicted model, not a curated record.